CGUCGAAGAGCAGUGCUGGCUUAGCAGAGUGUCGGAAUAGAUUCAAAAUGGCUAGAGGGUUGAAGAAGCAUUUGAAGAGGCUUAAUGCCCCCAAGCAUUGGAUGCUGGACAAACUUGGAGGAGCAUUUGCUCCCAGGCCAUCAUCUGGACCUCACAAAUCUAGGGAGUGUUUGCCAUUGAUUCUCAUCUUGCGAAACAGGUUGAAAUAUGCUCUCACUUUCAGUGAGGUCAUUGCCAUUUUGAGGCCACGGCAUCUUCUAGUUGAUGGAAAGGUCAGGACAGAUAAAACAUACCCUUCAGGAUUCAUGGAUGUUGUCUCCAAUCCCAAAACAAAUGAGAACUUCUGUCUCCUUUAUGAUACCAAAGGUCGGUUCCGUCUCCACUCAAUAAGGGAUGAAGAGGCUAAGUUUAAGCUCUGCAAAGUUCGAUCUGUGCGGUUUGGGCAGAAAGGUAUCCCAUACCUAAACACUUAUGACGGGCGGACCAUCGGCUAUCCCGACCCACUUAUCAAGGCCAACGACACCUUCAAGCUUGACCUCGAGAGCAAGAAGAUCACCGACUUCAUCAAAUUCGAUGUGGGGAACGUGGUCAUGGUGACUGGAGGGAGGAACAGGGGACGUGUUGGAGUCAUAAAGAACAGGGAGAAGCACAAGGGUACCUUUGAGACUAUCCACGUCCAGGAUGCUACUGGGCAUGAAUUUGCAACUCGUUUGGGCAAUGUGUCACCAUUGGCAAGGGAACAAAACCAUGGGUAUCAGUUCCUAAGGGCAAGGGUAUCAAGCUGUCUAUUAUUGAAGAGGCUUGCAGCUCAAGCAGGGGCUACUGCCUAA
Molecule: messenger RNA, 830 nt
Organism: Ilex paraguariensis (yerba mate)
Lineage: Eukaryota; Viridiplantae; Streptophyta; Magnoliopsida; Aquifoliales; Aquifoliaceae
Source: the annotation of a GenBank genome assembly